GCUUUGGCUUCAGGACUGAAAACAUCUCACUUAUGAUUUUAUUUUUUGUUUGAAUGUUUCAUUUAACAGCAAGAAUAAUUGGUAAAACACAAAAAUAUUCAUGGAGUAUAAAUGUUGGCUAUUUGAUAAAACAAAAAACUUUUUCACAUAACACAGGAGUUUUAUAACUAUUUCAUUAAAGGCCCUUUGAGAAAUUUUUGAUUGGCUAUGAAUCAGUAAAAUAUACAGUUUUUAUAAUGUUCAAAAGAAAGUAAGACCAUUGAUGACAAGACUGACAAAAUCUUUGAUGUAAUUUUUAAUGCUAAUACCACUUUGUCCACAGUGGGUACCAGUAGCAACACUGACAGAGAUUUCCCCAUAGGAGCUUUACAUUUUUAAAUAUAUCAGUCAAAUAAUUCAUAAAAUGCAAAAAUGUGUUAUGUGCUUUGUAAAUGUAAUUAAGUUUCUUGAAAUAUCUUUACUCGUGAAAAAUCCUUCUAUGUUUAAUGAAAUAAUUUUUACUUUGUGAAAUGUUUCACUUGUUUUUAUAAUUUUUUCAGAUUUGUGAAAAUACUUUCCCAUUUCAUUACAUUUGCAUUUUGUGAAAGGAUUUCAUGUAAAGUGUAGGCUAAUGUUCUUGGGGCUCAGACUUACUUGUGAAUAUUUGUGAACUGACUUUCAGGGCCACCAUAGUUGUGAUUCAAGGCUGAAAGAAAUCCUCAGCUUUGUUUUCAGAAGCCUAAUAGUUGAUUCACUAAUGUGAUUUCAGUUUUUAAAGUUACAGCAACGUUAAUAACUUCGUAUUGGCUGAAGAAAGUAGCUACGUUUAACUGUCUACAAAUCAACAGUUUGAUAAAAGCAAAACAGGUGGUUAACCCAAUUUCAACAAAUACUAAAAUUAGUAGUUUUCGUUUUGAUUUGGUUUUCCUUUUAUUCUUUAUUGACACAAAAUUUCUGAUAAACUUCUUUUCAUCUCGUUGAUUGUGGUCAAAUUUCUUUGCUUUGCUUUGGUGUCGUUAAUAAAAUCAGAGUGAGACCUCUCUGUAGCGUCUUCACCAAGCUUUGACUGGUUUAAGAAGUCAUCUACCUGAACAGGUAAACGACGUGACGACUCCGCAGGCCGCCGCCUCCACGUGACGAUGUUUUCCACCCGCUGAGAUUUAAGGAAAUCACCGGGAAACUUUCUUCAGUUCUCCAGGAAACAACUAGAUAAGACUACAUCUCCGUUUACAGGAUCUUUGGCUAUCAUGGAUAAAUUAAAAUCCGUUUUAAGUGGCGAGGAGGCGCGCAGGGAGGACAGGACCGUUUUAGAGGUAAAGAGGAAAGAAAUACCAGCGUCAGCCUAAACUCGUCUAAUAUGAGCUGAUACAACGAUCCGUCUGUCUCUGCAGGCGGUGAAUGAAGCCUCCACAUUGAGCUGGGGGACUCGUCUGAAGGGGUUCGUCGCCUGUUUUGUGUUUGGGGCUGCUUGCACAGUUCUGGUAAAGGAUUAUACAAUGAUUACCGUGAUAAUAUAUAUCUUUACUUUGCUCCACACAUCGAGGAAGAGCCCAGGCAGGCAGAGCUGAUGCUGUUUUACUGGUUCUCCUUGUUCUGAGGAAUGCAGAGGAUGACAUGUUCAUCAGGCCUGCCUUACAAUAGAGCUCAUAAAUGAAACACUCAGUUUUCAUUUAGGCAUUUUCAGUGAAAAAUAACAAAAACCCUGUCCUGAUGUGUGUCUGUGCCGCAGGGAGUAUGUAUGCUCUUCAUCCCCAAGAUUGGACUCACACUCUUUAUCGUUCUUUACACCUUCGGGAACAUCUGUGCACUUGGCAGGUCAGUGUUCACAGCUACAGGAGUGCUCAUGAGGCAGAAAGAUGUUUUUUUUCAAUGAGGAAGAAUAUGUUUUCUAAAUGAAGAAGUGUACCUAUCCAAUACCACUCAGAAAUGUACUGAUGUACUGUUUUACAAAGCCUCAGCUGCUAUAAAAGUUUGAUUUUGUGAAUUUCUUUUUGCCACAGAACUCGCACAGCUAUAGCACAUAUGGCUGCAAAAUUGUUUUAGUGUUUAGUGUUUUAACCCGCCUUUUUGUUAAUCAAAAUUAUGUUCAUAUUUGGCAUGUCUUUAAAAGUAUGUAUCAAUUCUGUCCUCCAACAGCACCAUGUUUCUGAUGGGCCCAGUGAAGCAGCUGAAAAGGAUGUGUGACAAAACAAGAGCGCUGGCCACAACGAUUAUGAUUGUAAGUGCACAAAUUUACUGAAAUAAAGCUGUAUUCUCUUUUACAUAUAUAAGGAACAUUAUUAGAUUUUAUAAACAAGAAAGACCACUGUAUGCCAAUAUGGUAGCCAAUAUUUUUAAACUAUAUGCUUAAGCUUUCUGUGUAAAUCAGUAAGACUUUGAAAAGGCAAAAAAAAUCAGUCUGCUUUAUUUUAACAAUCAGAUGUAUUACUAUAGGUAAGUUUUUGCCAUGAAAUGUAAAAAGAUUUGUAUUUGUAGCCUGCAGUUAAUCACUCAGUCCGCCAACUUCCCCCCCUGCCAGAUGUCAGCAUUCAUUUCAGUCUGUUUUACAACCAGCUAAAAACUCUUUACAGGAGCUUUAAUGUUGUUCAUUGCGCAGCUAUUCAAGUGAAACCACACUUUGACACAGCAGAAAGUAAAGUUAACUAGGGAGCUAGUUAUAUCUUCUAAAGCAUUAUUUUCCAUAUUGUACAUCCUAUAAAAAUAGUUUUAGUAUUGAGAUGAUUUGGAAAUACUACAUAAUACAUGUGGCAAUACAGAUAUAUGAUUUUGCAAAACUUGUUAUGAAAAUACUGCUGUCAGCGUAAAUAACUGGGAUCAGGUAAACUACAACUUUUUUUCUAUCAAAGUCAAAAAUCAAUUAAUCCACAGUUUAAGUCAUUCUGCAAUUGAUCAGUAAAUAUGAGGGCAAUCUUGAAAAAUUAUGAAAUUUUUUUCUUCUUUGUUUCUUGCAGACCUGCCUUGUACUGACUCUGUGUGCAGCUUUCUGGGUGAGUGAGCUGAAAUGGACAAAAACAAGAUCUUUGAUUUCUCUAGUAAGGGGGUUGAUACACUUUUUGAUCUUUUAACCAUAUAAUUUUAUGCACUGCAGUGGAAGAACUUUGGACUGGCUCUCUUAUUUGUCAUCUUGCAAGUCUUGUCAUUUUCCUGGUGAGUCGUCUUUGUCUUCUUGGGGUACAACUUGAAAAACGCAUAAUAGAAGUUGAAUUUCUGGUAGAGCUGUUGCACUGGAUUGCAGUUGUGGUCUUAAGGUAAAGGCACAGUAAGGAAUGAUAUAGGAUCCAGUUGAAUUUCAGGAACGUGACAAAAUAUUAUCCCUUUAAGUAUCAGCAUUCAUGCAAACUUGUCCAAUCAGGAGGUCACCUUUUUAUUUUGACACCACAUAAGUGCAGCAUAAAUUUUAAAUCUUAUCUCUGCAGUAGAAACACUUCAAGUGCCUAAACAGUUCUCAGUCCCUAUGCAUAGAAAGUUUUUGUUGUGGAAAUGCAGCUUUAGCUUAAGUUUGGACAAAUACACAUUGUUUUUUUUUACUUGAAUGCGUGUUUUGACAUAGUUAUUCUCUAGGUUAUGUCUUGAUUUACCUAUAUGUUUCUACUACAGAUGAUGAAGGAGAUUUUUAAUUAACAACAACAGCAAAGUGGAUGCAUUAAAUGAAUAUUUCAUGAUUAUGUUUUGUACAAUGUAAAAACUGUGCUUUGUUUGCAGGUACAGUCUGUCAUACAUCCCUUGUGUGAGGUUUGUUGUUCAAACACUUUAUAAUUACUCAAAUUUUAGAUUUAAAAUGUCUUUUAUUUAUAACUUGAUGUCUGAUUUAUGCUUUUGACUUGGCAGGGAGGCUAUAUUGAAGCUGGUGUCCGUCAUGUUGAAGUGAACUCUGACUUUGUGUGGAGGACUCUGAGUGAAGAAGAUUUCAGAAAAAAGGGGCAGGUCUCUUACUGAAAUAGCUGAAACUGCAGCAAACACCCAACAUGUCUGAUCUUAUGUUUUACAAAAAUGUUCAUUUAACUCAUUUAUAAUUCAUCCAAUGACCUGAUCUUUUUUGGUAUGUAUUGAUUACCUAAACCAAUUUUCAUGAAUGGGCUUGUUUUGUAAUAUAUGUAAAUAUUUGAAAUAAAUUAACAUUUUAAUGGCCUUGGAAA
Messenger RNA from Xyrichtys novacula (pearly razorfish), 4115 nucleotides. The record is from the annotation of a GenBank genome assembly. Lineage: Eukaryota; Metazoa; Chordata; Actinopteri; Labriformes; Labridae.